This is a messenger RNA of Hordeum vulgare subsp. vulgare (domesticated barley), 1845 nucleotides long. RefSeq names its product ultraviolet-B receptor UVR8-like. The transcript has 12 exons. The record is from RefSeq and is a predicted model, not a curated record. Bases 176 to 1504 code for a protein of 442 amino acids. NCBI's taxonomy places the organism in Eukaryota, Viridiplantae, Streptophyta, Magnoliopsida, Poales, Poaceae.
UUGAUGAUAAAGGCUAUACCUGGUGACAUUAAUACGUCCUGUUAACCGUCCCAUCUCGUCCUCUGCAUGCUCCUCCUCUACUUGUACCACUCCACUCCACUGCUUCCAUUCCGUAGUUCCACUCCACCUGGUCGAGCGAGUAGCCGAGAGAGCCGUGAUUCAUUCACACUCACACAUGGAUGCGCAGGCGAAGGCGGAGGCGGCCGGCGACGAGGCGGUCCCGGAGGCGCCGGAGCAGUCCGUCAUCCUCAUCUCGGCCGGCGCCAACCACUCCGCCGCACUGCUCUCGGGCCAGAUGGUGUGCUCCUGGGGCCGGGGCGAGGACGGGCAGCUCGGCCACGGAGACUCCGAGGACCGGCCGGUGCCGACGGUGCUCACCUCCUUCGACGUGCCACGCGUUACAUCCGUCAUCUGCGGCGCCGACCACACCAUCGCCUACUCCGACGACGAGAUGCAGCUCUACAGUUGGGGAUGGGGAGACUUCGGGAGGCUGGGGCAUGGCAACUCCAGCGAUGUGUUCAACCCGCAGCCGAUCGUGGCCCUGCAGGGGAUGAAGAUCAAGCAGAUCGCCUGCGGUGACAGCCACUGCCUCACCGUCACCUUCAACGGACAAGUGCAUAGCUGGGGACGCAAUCAAAACGGGCAACUUGGUCUCGGAAACAAUCAAGACUCGCUGCUCCCGCAAAAGAUCAAGGCUUUUGAGGGUGUGUGCGUAAAAAUGAUCGCUGCCGGCGCCGAGCAUACCACGGCCAUAACAGAAGGUGGCGAUCUCUACGGAUGGGGCUGGGGUCGAUACGGCAACCUAGGUCUCUCCGACCGUGACGACCGCUCUGUCCCGGAAAAAGUUUCCUCUGUUGAGGGAGAAAAGAUGGUGCUUGUUGCAUGUGGGUGGCGCCACUCGGUCUCUGUGUCGUCGUCUGGUGCUCUCUACACGUACGGGUGGAGCAAGUAUGGCCAGCUAGGCCAUGGUGAUUUCCAAGACCAUCUGGUUCCACGCAAGCUCGAGGCCCUCAAAGACGUUCCCAUUUCUCAGAUUUCAGGUGGGUGGAGGCAUACAAUGGCAGUCGCUGAAGAUGGGAAACUCUAUGGAUGGGGGUGGAACAAGUUUGGCCAAGUUGGUGUUGAAGAUAACGUAGAUCACUGUUCCCCCGUAGAGGUGAAUUUUCCUGACGAACAGAAAAUUGUACAGGUUGCCUGUGGAUGGAGGCAUACUCUUGCCCUGACAGAAAACAAGAAUAUUUUCUCAUGGGGCAGGGGUGCCAGUGGACAGCUUGGUCAUGGUGAAAUAAUCGACAGGAACACGCCCAAGAUGAUCGAUGCCCUAAGCCUGGACGGGUCUGCUUGCAAGCAGUUGGAGUCAUCAAACGUUGUUCCAAUGACAGUUAAAGUCUGGGUCUCACCUUCGGAGCGAUUCGCCCUCGUCCCCGACGAGAAUGUUUGUAAAUCAGGCAAUGGAACCGACAAGCACGCGCCUGAAGGCGAUGCCAAGAGGAUGCGCGUCUGAGCAUAUGUUCUUCUUUCAGCCUCCUUGGCCGCCUAUCUGCAGUAUACAAUAAGCAAGCUUGGACAACUUUCUCAUUCACCAUCUACUACUAGUGUACAUGAUGCCCAGUUUUGGUGCAUUGUCUUCAUCGUGAAGUAAUGAUGUAUUUAAUGAUGUACUCUACUACUAGAGUUCUGCAGUUUUAAAAGGAUUAAUCAAGGUAGGCAGCCGCUUGUUAAAUUAUCCGUUAGAGGGAACUCCCGAUACAGGUAAUUUGUCAAAAGCGUAAUAAGAUAAUACGUUCUACCAUUUUUUCACUCAGCAGAGAAUUAACAAAGUUUCAAUCAAAUUUGUGGUCGUUA